UGGACAUUACUGCCUUGUGCUGUCAACAGUAUGCUAACUAGCGCGAAGCCAAGGGAGGCGACAUGAUUCCCAACAAGCCAGUGUUAUUGCAGCCACCGCUCUUACGAUUUAUUCAGAGAACCGUAAGAUGCCAUUCAGCAAGCUAGCUGAAUAAAUCCCUGCAUCGUCUUCUGUGACGCCUCGGUCCGGCCUUCAGAGUCAGGAGGAAAUGAGCCAACUGAGUGUCCGUCGCUGGACACCCAAACACGUCGCCAAGUGGCUGAGGGAAGAGGGCUUCUGUGACUAUGUGGACCUGCUGUGCAACAAGCACCGACUGGACGGCACCAGUCUGCUGGCCCUCAGCGAGUAUGACCUCCGCUCACCGCCUCUGGAGCUCAAGGUGCUGGGGGACAUCAAGCGGCUGAUGGUGUCCAUCCGCAAACUACAGAAACAGAACAUUGACGUGUUGGAGGAGCUGGGUCUUCCCUUUGACGGUCACUCUCCUACGGGCUCCGGAGGCAGUUUGGACUGGCUGUGUAAUGGAGACUCGGGCAGAGACUGCGACAGCACUGACACAGCACCAGUAGGAGAGGAGUAUAACCAGUACACCAAUGGGAAGUACAAGCAGCAGACGAGGCGCCUGGAUCCAGAGUACUGGAAGACAGUGCUUAGCUCCAUCUAUGUGGUCUUUGUGUUUGGGUUCACGUCCUUUGUCAUGGUCAUAGUGCAUGAGAGGGUGCCUGACAUGCGCACAUAUCCUCCACUGCCAGAUAUUUUCCUAGACAGUGUUCCCAGAAUACCAUGGGCCUUUGCCAUGGCUGAAGCAUGUGGAGUGAUCCUCUGUAAUGUCUGGUUGUUGGUUCUGCUGCUCCAUAAACACAGGUCCAUCCUUUUGCGGCGCAUGUGCAGCCUCAUGGGGACGGUGUUCAUGCUCCGCUGUAUCACCAUGUUUGUCACCUCCCUGUCUGUGCCAGGACAACACCUGCAAUGCUCAGGAAAGAUGUAUGGGGACAUGUGGGCCAAACUGCAGCGAGCUGUGGCCAUCUGGAGCGGUUUUGGGAUGACCCUGACUGGCGUGCAUACAUGUGGUGACUACAUGUUCAGCGGCCACACCGUGGUCAUUACCUUGCUCAACUUCUUUGUCACAGAGUACACCCCACGAAGCUGGAACUUCAUUCACACGUUGUCCUGGGUCUUGAAUCUCUUCGGCAUCUUCUUCAUCUUGGCUGCACAUGAACACUACUCCAUCGAUGUGUUCAUAGCGUUCUACAUCACGACCAGACUCUUCCUGUAUUACCACACUCUAGCCAACACCCGGGCCUACCAGCAGAGUCGACGAGCUCGCAUCUGGUUCCCCAUGUUCUCCUUCUUUGAGUGCAAUGUCAACGGUCCCGUCCCCAACGAGUACUGUUGGCCCUUCUCUAGGCCGGCUGUGAUGAGGAGGCUUAUUGGAUAAGGAACAGCAGCAGCACUGUCAGAGACUUCUUAGCCCGUGCUGUUUAGUCUGCUUUGUCAAGUUGCCAAGUGAGGCGUGUGAUGUCUUCUUCAACAAGGACUACUGUUGUGAUCCUGUUAGCACUAAGGCCUGAUGGGAUACACAGAGCCAUACCUUAUAUUCUGGGAUUUAUUUUCAAAACCUGCUUCCUGUGUCACCAUUUUUAGACGGAUUUAACAAAAUCCCCCAAAACAUACAGAGUUUCUUAAAGGCCCUUAAACACUCGGCUUGAUUUUAAAAAGUGUCUCAUUUAUUGGUUGCUUAUUUCUCCUAAAGGGAUAUAUAAUUUAAUAUAGCGUGAACUGCAUUUUUUAGUAACUCCUAUCCUUAAGACUUACUUGGAAGCCCGUGAGUAAUUUUGAUGGCACACAUCAAAGAAGCCGCAUAAACAAAUUCUCAGGCAGCAAGUUCCCUAAUCCUUCACAGCAGUUUGCCAUUUACUGUGCAAUUAAUAUACCCAAAUAUUUAAAGGUUUGGAUCUGGAUUCUUGACUGAAAGCUUUGUCUUUCCUCCAAUUUUGUAAACUCUAAGGACCACUGUUAUCAAAACAUAACUCUUAUGGACCACUGUUAAAGCAAUAUGUAAAGAUCUACAUUAUGCCGUUUUCUGUAUUGCAAAAUGUUAAUCGUUUUGAGAAACGGAUGAUACUUCUCUGCCAUUGUUUCACAGUCGUUCCUUGAAAAAAUGCUUACUUUGUUACUUGAUGUUGACCGAGCAAUUCCUUACUUAUUGAUGAAUACACUAAAGGAUGAUAAUGUCAUUAUCAGCCAAAACAUGGAAUCAAAGAUUAAUUUCCAGUUGUCUUAAAGUAUAAUUCCAAUUGCCAAUUACCUUGAGUGUUAUGGUAGGUUUCUCUGUGUAGAAAUGUCCCAAAUAUUUCAUGUUAACUGUUUGAUAGCUGUAUGGUGUUUAUUUUUGUUUGAAUCAUUAUACAGUGUAAAUAAUAAUGAUCCUUUGACAUUAACUUGUAGUAAUAGUUCUUUAAAAAGGAUCCUUAAAUUUGUAUUUGUUUGUAUUAAUUUAUUUCGUUUUGUAACAGUCGAUAGGUAUUUUUAUAUUUCAUAUACAGCGUUACAGCGACAUGCACAUGAAGAAAUAUGUUUACAGUUGCUCUUGACUAUGUAUUUAUUUGAAACACAAUGUGCUUUUUAAGUGUAAUGUUGAUUUCAAUGUGGCCUCUACAUUUCAUUGAGUGAAACCUACCGCUGUAGUAGGAGAGCUGCUAUUAUUACAGCACGUUAGAAACAUAGAUAUUCUAGAUGGAGUUGACGCUCUACAAUUAAUUAUUUCAUUGAGGAAUGAUGCUGUUGUGUUUGUGCUCACGCAAAUCCGCAUCACUCAUUUCAUGUCUCAUUCAGUCAUUUCAAUCAUUAAAGAGCUGAAAUCAAA
This is a messenger RNA of Cyclopterus lumpus (lumpfish), 2863 nucleotides long. RefSeq names its product sphingomyelin synthase-related protein 1-like. Gene Ontology annotation, cellular component: endoplasmic reticulum membrane; Golgi membrane. The transcript is spliced from 6 exons. Gene Ontology annotation, molecular function: protein binding; ceramide cholinephosphotransferase activity; sphingomyelin synthase activity. The record is from RefSeq and is a predicted model, not a curated record. NCBI's taxonomy places the organism in Eukaryota, Metazoa, Chordata, Actinopteri, Perciformes, Cyclopteridae. The coding region runs from base 209 to 1435 and encodes 408 amino acids. Gene Ontology annotation, biological process: ceramide biosynthetic process.